Leopardus geoffroyi (Geoffroy's cat) is the source of this 1355-nucleotide messenger RNA. RefSeq names its product translation initiation factor IF-2-like. The record is from RefSeq and is a predicted model, not a curated record. The transcript is spliced from 5 exons. The coding region runs from base 1 to 1284 and encodes 427 amino acids. NCBI's taxonomy places the organism in Eukaryota, Metazoa, Chordata, Mammalia, Carnivora, Felidae.
AUGUCGGCAUCCCCCACGAAAUUCCCUCCCCCGGGCCCCGAAGGCUGUGACGGAGGCGUGGGCUCCGCAGAACUGCGGGAGGUUCGAGGAGCUUCGCGGUCGGUCCCUGGUCCCGCGCCUCGGCGCUUCAGUGUCUGGAAACGCACACCGCACCCUGCCACCCCCGCCCACUUCUCAGACGGGCACCUCGCGGGCGAAGGGCUGCGGUUUGGCCAAGGAGAGAAUGCGAGCCGGGCCGGAGCGACCAGUCGGCAGGCGCCUGGAAAACGCGGCCAGCCGACCGGGCGGGCGGGCGCCGGAGCCGGAUUGGCGAGGGAGGGACGCGCUCCGCGGCGCUCGCUCGCCUGCCCCAGAGGCGGAGGGAAAACCCGGCCUGACUCACCGGCGCGCCGCCAGCCCAGGGCCGGGCCCCCGGAUGUGGGGGGCGGGGACGGGGACGGGGGGCAACCCCCGCCCACCGCGAGCCAACCUGAGCCCCGCCCGGGCUCGCCGCGCCGCCCAGCCGCCGCGCGCCGUAGCCGCCCGAGCCCCCUGCCGGCUGCGCCCGGCGCCGCGCGGAUUCCCGGCGGGUCGGCAGCCCCCGCGCAGCCGACGUCCCCGGAGGGCGUCCAGCCAGCCCCCCUCCUCCUCCUCCCGGCCUUGCCCGUUCCUCUUCGUUUCCAGAACUCGGCAGCUUCCGAAGAGGCGCGUUCAACUCCCAGAUCCUCGCCGCCUCCUCUUAGGUGUCACUGGAGGAGAUCGACUGCAUUCAUAGAGUCUGUCUUUCCCAUGAUUCAGUUAUGGACCAGUGGAAAGGGCGGAGUUUACGAAGUCGGACGGAACGAAGUUAAUACAACACAAACGGAGGUCUUAACCGUGGAGAUAAUGAAAAGCACCACACUGACCUUCAGAGUGAAAUGGCCACUGUUUACUUCUACCUCUCACGUCACCAGCAAGUUCCUCUUUUGGCCAGCUGGGGAAGGGAAUUCUGGGGAGAGGCAGCCGAGCCCAGUUGACAAUGGAAUGAUUCAGUGCAAAAAGACAUUCCCCUUGUCGCCUACUCUGAGGUUGGUUUCAUUGUUUUACACUUUGAACUCCAAUACAUGGAGUGAACCAUGGAUCCAAUUUUAUGUUCUUCCAAAUGGCUAUUGGUUUAUCAAAAUUUUUAUUUUUCCCCACUCAUUUGAAAUGCCAUCUUUAGCCUGUGCUAAACUUGCCUAUGUGCUUUGGUCUAUCUCUGGGUUUCCUGUUCUGUUCCAUUAUUUUUUUUAUGCAGCAGUACCACAUAUUAUAGAAGCUUUAUAAAACGUUUUAAUAUUUGGUAGGGCCAGCUUGCCCUAACUGGUAAUUUUAGGGUUUUAUUUAAAAUGCCUACU